AUGCAGGAGCAGAACCGGAACGCCCGUGGCCCGUGCUCAUCCCCAGGCAAGCGUUCAGCGGGUGCGGGCUGGGUGCUGCCCACCGCGGCGGGGCCGGGGCUGACCCCGCACCCUGCAGCCCCUCAGGUGCCGCGUUAUGUCCGGGUGAACGUGCUGAAAACAUGCAUGGAUGAUGUGGUGGAAUUCUUCAAGCGCCAGGGAUACUCCUUCCUGGGCAGGGCGAGCAGUGUGGAAGAGCUGAAAAUCCUUUCUGGGAAGAAAUUCUUAUUGGAUAUUCACCUCCCGGAGUUGCUCGUUUUCCCUCCGCAGACGGACUUCCACGAUAACCGGCUCUAUACAUCAGGACACAUCAUCCUGCAGGAUAAGGCCAGCUGCUUGCCAGCCUUCCUCCUUAGCCCUUCUGCUGGCUCCCAUGUGAUCGAUGCCUGUGCUGCCCCUGGGAACAAAACCAGCCACCUGGCUGCCAUCCUGAAGAACAAGGGGCAUAUCUUUGCCUUUGAUGUGGACACCAAGCGCCUGGCUACCAUGAACACUAUGCUGAUGCGGGCAGGGGUCACCAGCUUCAAGCUGGCCCAGCAGGACUUCCUGACAGUUGAUCCCCAGGAUCCCAAAUACAGCAAAGUAAAAUACAUCCUCCUGGACCCGUCGUGCAGCGGCUCGGGGAUGGUGGCCCGGCUGCCACUGGAGGAGGCUGCCCUGAGUGCAGAGCGGCUGCAGGCGCUGGCUGGCUUCCAGCGCAGGGUCCUGAGCCACGCGCUGCGCUUCCCGGCGGUGCAGCGUCUGGCCUACUCUACGUGUUCAGUGCACCGGGAGGAGAACGAGGACGUGGUGCACGCAGUGCUGCAGGAGCAGGGAUCGGCCUUCAGGCUGGUGAAUGCGUUCCCAUCCUGGCCCUGUCGAGGACUUGCUACCUUCCCAGGGGCUGAGUGCUGCCUCCGCGCCUCUCCUGCAGAUACACUCACACAGGGCUUCUUUGUGGCUGUCCUGGAGCGCUGUGGGGAGGAAGCUGCUGUCCCCAGCUCCCUGCCUGCAGCCGCUGAAGAGAGCCUACAGCAAGAAGAGGGAGUAGAGCCAGGAGCAGCUCCUCCUAAGAAGAGGAGGAGGAAAAAGCAACGUGUGAAGGUGUGAAAUAAUUCUAGGAGCAGGUGGUGUCUUUUUGAGGCUGGUUUCUGGUGCUGGGCUAUGCUGUGGCCCUUGCACUGAGUAACAGAAAUAAAGCUUUUCACCAGCUGCUGGCUUGGUGAGCUUC
This is a messenger RNA of Meleagris gallopavo (turkey), 1249 nucleotides long. NCBI's taxonomy places the organism in Eukaryota, Metazoa, Chordata, Aves, Galliformes, Phasianidae. The record is from RefSeq and is a predicted model, not a curated record.